Messenger RNA from Linderina pennispora, 1040 nucleotides. RefSeq names its product kinase-like protein. The record is from RefSeq and is a predicted model, not a curated record. Gene Ontology annotation, molecular function: protein serine/threonine kinase activity; ATP binding. Gene Ontology annotation, biological process: intracellular signal transduction; peptidyl-serine phosphorylation. The annotation marks the transcript as partial. The transcript has a single exon. Lineage: Eukaryota; Fungi; Kickxellomycota; Kickxellomycetes; Kickxellales; Kickxellaceae.
CCGGCCAGCAGCAGCGGCACAGAAACAGCGUCCAUUUGCAAACACUGGAAAUGACAGCCGCCCCGCUGAACGAUUCGCUCGAAAUGCGCGAGAAGCCGCGCAUUCCGCCAAAGCCUGCUAACCUCCGGCUUGCAGUUGCAGGCGCAACACAGCCCACGCAGCAGCUGCAACAGCAACAGCAGCAACCGUCAUCGGGUGCAUCGACUUUGGCAGCCGACGCGGUCAGAGCGCUCAUUCGGCGGGCGACUCGCCGGCAUACUCGAUGCAGUCGACCACGCGAGCGCUGAACGCAGCAGCUGCAACGCCAGAGAUUACACCGCAGAGAACAACACCGGCAGCAGAGUCGCCUCCAUCGCAGCAGAGGAAGAGCCCGGUCUCGGCGGCAGCGGCUGCAGCAGCAGUAGCUACUGCGGCAGGACGGAAGCGGGUCGUAGCAGACUUUGAGUUCGGGCGCACGCUUGGCGAGGGCUCGUAUUCAACAGUGGUCGAGGCGAGGGAGAAGGCGACGGGCAAAGUGUUUGCAGCCAAGAUCCUGGACAAGCGGCAUAUCAUCAAGGAGAAGAAGAUAAAGUACGUCAACAUUGAGCGCGACGUGCUGCACAACCUCCACCACCCGUUCAUCGUGCGCCUGCACUAUGCGUUCCAGGAUGCCCACAGCCUGUACUUUAUCAUCGACAUAGCCAGCAACGGCGAGCUGCUGUCGUGGAUUCGCAGACUGGGCGCCCUGUCCGACGAGUGCGUGCGGUUCUAUCUGGCGGAGCUUGUUGUCGCCGUCGAGUACAUGCAUAUGGAGCACACGCUGCCACCGCGACAUAAAGCCGAGAACAUUCUACUCGGCAACGACAUGCACAUCCUGGUGACCGGACUUUUGGCACGGCCAAGAUGUUUGGCAAGGACGAGACCGACAUGCGCGCGUACUCGUUCGUCGGCACUGCAGAGUACGUGUCGCCGGAAGCUGCUCACCGACAAGGCAGCCGACCGCAACAGCGAUCUAUGGGCUAUCGGCUGCAUUGCAUUCCAGCUGCUCACUGGCCGCCCGC